GAGCUCGCCCCCACACUGUUCCCGUUUUUGUUAAGCUCUCGCUUAACCUAACCGCCGGAAGUGUUCGACGAAAUGACGAACGCCGGGGCGGCGACGGGCGCCGUGCUGGGCGCGCGCACGGCGCGCUCCUGCGACGGCUGCAUGCGUCGGCGGGCGCGGUGGCACUGCCCCGCUGACGACGCCUUCCUGUGCCAGGCCUGCGACACCUCCGUCCACUCGGCCAACCCGCUCGCGCGCCGCCACCACCGCGUCCGCCUCCCCUCGGCGUCCUGCUCCUCCCCUCCCCGCGACCCCGACGCGCCCGCGUGGCUCCACGGCCUCAAGCGCCGGCCGCGGACGCCGCGGUCCAAACCAGGGGUGAGCAAGCACGAGACCACGCCCGCCUCGAUCGCCGCCGCCGUGUCGGCGGCGGUGCCCGACCUCGAGGCGGAGGAGUCUGCAGGCUCCGGCAUCGUGGGCGACAACGACUACCACGGGUUGGAGGAGGACGAUGAGGACCUUCUGUACCGCGUCCCGGUGUUCGACCCCAUGCUCGCGGAGCUCUACAACCCCGUGGCCGACGAGGGGGAGCAGAAGCCGGCGGCCUGCCUGAUCUCGUCUCUCGCGGAGACGUCGCCGGAGUUCGCCUCCGGCUUGGCGGAGGCGGACGGGCUCUCCGGGUACGACGUCCCGGACAUGGAGCUCGCUAGCUUCGCCGCGGACAUGGAGAGCCUCCUCAUGGGAGUCGACGAGGGGUUUGACGAUCUGGGAUUCUUGGACGAGGAGAAGCCUCAGGUGAACGUGGACUUGGGCAGCAUGAACCUCGAGACCAUGGCGGUGCCGGCGCCGGAACGAGAUGACAAGAAGAGGAAGCGGCCAGAGAUGAUACUCAAGCUCAACUACGACGGAGUCAUCGCCUCGUGGGCCCGUGACGGCGGAUCGCCGUGGUUCCACGGCGAGCGUCCUCACCUCGAUCCUCACGAGUCAUGGUCGGACUUCCCGGCGGGGAGCAGGGGACUCCUCGGCGGCACCGUGACGGCGGUGACCGGCGGCGAGCGGGAGGCGCGGGUGUCGCGGUACCGGGAGAAGCGGCGGACGCGGCUGUUCGCCAAGAAGAUCCGGUACGAGGUGCGCAAGCUCAACGCCGAGAAGCGGCCGCGUAUGAAGGGCCGGUUCGUGAAGCGCAGCUCGCUGCCGCCGCUGCCGAGGCCGCCGCCACCGCCUUCGCAGCAGCAGCAGCCGCGGGCGAUGAUGCCGCACGUGGGCAUGGUGCUCGCGCCACCACUGGGCGCGCACGGGCGCUUCCGUUUUUGAGGCCACACGUGCACAAGCGUAGCAUGUGCAUGAUGCAUCGGUGCAUCUGCACGUAUAUACACACAUGAUGAUCUACAAGUAAACACUAUCACGUAGCAUGUUCUUUAUACUCUACUUUUAAUUGGGGAUGACGAUGAACGUACCUAGUGUUAGUUUUGAGCAGAAUCGCCUGUCCUUCCGUACAUGCGAGUUAGGGCUCCCCAAGAUGCCUACUUACGAUUACGACUGAAAUGUUUGUAAUCUUGUGCAGAAUCUAAUGCGCAAAGUAGCUAAGGAUCAGUAUGUAUAGCUAGGUUGGGUGUUUCUCUUCUGUUUGUAAAGAAGGAUGUACUAAUUACAAGGGUGUAGAUUUUGAUGCUCGAUCUCAUCGACCGGAACAUUGGAGUACUAGUAGCUACAUGUGUAAAGGUCUGGAACUCUGAACUGAAGCUGUAUAAGAUCCAAGUGAUGAUAUGCUAUGUGGUUUGAUUAGGGUUCUUAAUAACUUA
Molecule: messenger RNA, 1781 nt
Organism: Setaria italica (foxtail millet)
Lineage: Eukaryota; Viridiplantae; Streptophyta; Magnoliopsida; Poales; Poaceae
Product: zinc finger protein CONSTANS-LIKE 16
Exons: 2
Coding region: 73-1293 (406 amino acids)
Biological process (GO): regulation of DNA-templated transcription
Cellular component (GO): nucleus
Molecular function (GO): zinc ion binding; protein binding
Source: RefSeq, a predicted model, not a curated record